This is a messenger RNA of Lates calcarifer (barramundi perch), 1090 nucleotides long. Its product is annotated as hypoxia-inducible factor 1-alpha inhibitor. Gene Ontology annotation, cellular component: nucleus; cytoplasm. The transcript has 5 exons. Gene Ontology annotation, molecular function: [protein]-asparagine 3-dioxygenase activity; peptidyl-histidine dioxygenase activity; ankyrin repeat binding. Gene Ontology annotation, biological process: peptidyl-aspartic acid hydroxylation; negative regulation of Notch signaling pathway. Lineage: Eukaryota; Metazoa; Chordata; Actinopteri; Centropomidae. The record is from RefSeq and is a predicted model, not a curated record. Bases 254 to 1090 code for a protein of 278 amino acids.
UGAGGCCGUCAACACUGUGUACAGUGUGUAAACACCUACACGGAACAAGACAGAUCCGAGGAGAGGGUGCUGCAGGCGGCAGGACCGCGCAGAUUUCCUUUUUUCAAUUCAUUAACUGUGAAUGGGAAAACUUGCAUGGUAUUCCCGCUGCUGACUCUGUAGCUUAGCAGGAUAGAGUGUGACGGAAAAGCCCCGAAAGGUUGUUUCACUGUAAAGGAGAACGGAGGCAGCACAUCGGCGCUUAUCGACGACCAUGGCAGCGGCGACCGUUGUGGAGGCUGAUCCGGCGACGAGCGAAGGCGGCGCCGCUUUCUCCGGCGUCCAGAGCAGAGGCUGGGAUGAAUCGCAGCUCCGACACUAUUCCUUCCCAACCAAACCCAUUCCCAGGCUGUCUCAUGCGGACCCCAGAGCUGAGAUGCUGAUUAAUAACGAGGAACCAGUGGUUUUAACAGAUACAAACCUUGUGUAUCCAGCUCUCAAAUGGGACAUUGCAUACCUCCAGGAGAACAUUGGAAAUGGAGACUUCUCUGUUUACACUGCAGAAAACCACAAGUUCCUCUACUACGAUGAGAAAAAAAUGUCUAACUUUGAGAACUUUGUCCCCAAGUCACGUCGAAUGGAAAUGAAAUUCUCAGAAUUUGUGGAUAAAAUGCAUAAAACGGAGGAGAUGGGAGGAGAGGAGAGAGUAUAUCUGCAGCAGACUCUGAAUGACACAGUAGGGAAGAAGAUUGUUGUUGACUUCCUUGGUUUCAACUGGAACUGGAUCAACAAGCAGCAAGCCAAGAGAAACUGGGGGCAGCUGACAUCUAACCUGCUGCUCAUUGGCAUGGAGGGCAAUGUGACACCAGCACAUUACGACGAGCAGCAGAACUUCUUUGCACAGAUCAAAGGACAUAAGAGAUGCAUCCUCUUCCCUCCAGACCAGUUUGAAUGUCUCUAUCCAUACCCUGUGCAUCACCCCUGUGACAGACAGAGCCAAGUGGACUUUGAUAACCCCGACUAUGAGAGGUUUCCCAACUUUAAAAAUGUUGUUGGCUAUGAGGCUGUUGUUGGCCCUGGAGAUGUGCUCUACAUCCCUAUGUAUUGGUAA